Messenger RNA from Arabidopsis lyrata subsp. lyrata, 1490 nucleotides. RefSeq names its product calmodulin-binding receptor-like cytoplasmic kinase 2. Gene Ontology annotation, molecular function: protein kinase activity; ATP binding. The transcript is spliced from 6 exons. Gene Ontology annotation, biological process: protein phosphorylation. Lineage: Eukaryota; Viridiplantae; Streptophyta; Magnoliopsida; Brassicales; Brassicaceae. The coding region runs from base 140 to 1342 and encodes 400 amino acids. The record is from RefSeq and is a predicted model, not a curated record.
GACAACGUCAAGUUGUAUAGCUGGCGUCAAUAAAUACACAAAAACAGUCGUCGAAGAAAAAAGGAGUUGAAAUUGUAAAGUCAGUCUCUCCGACUCUUGCUUCCUUCCGUGUUCGUCAUUGCUCCACGAAAUAUAUCCGAUGCCAAGUCGUCGGAGACAUAGCUACGCCGGCGGAUCUUCUCCUGCGACCACAUCUUCUAAUUACAGUAACACUACUUUCACCGAUCGUUCCUUCCCUACCCCUGCCCGUACACCCACCGACAAAUCCAUCUCCAUCGCUCGCCGGAUCUCCGGUAUCUUCAUCAGCUGCUUCACUCCUCCCGAUCCCGAUAUCGACCAUUCAAAGUCAGCUUCCGACAAUAAUAUCCGUAGUAGACGUAGCUCGACAGGAAGUGUACAGAGGAAUUAUGGAAAUGCAAGCGAAACAGAGUUCACCUUCGAUGAAAUCUACGACGCUACCAAGAACUUCUCUCCAUCCUUCAGAAUCGGUCAAGGCGGUUUUGGCACUGUUUACAAGGUCAAACUCCGAGAUGGCAAAACCUUUGCUGUCAAACGUGCCAAAAAGAGUAUGCAUGACGACCGUCAAGGUGCAGAGUUUCUGAGUGAGAUUCAGACCUUGGCUCAAGUUACGCAUUUGAGUUUGGUUAAGUACUACGGAUAUGUGGUUCACGACGACGAGAAGAUUCUCAUUGUCGAGUAUGUCGCCAAUGGAACUCUUAGAGAUCACUUGGAUUGCAAGGAAGGAAAGGCUCUCGACAUGGCGACUCGGCUAGAUAUCGCAACUGAUGUAGCUCAUGCCAUAACCUAUCUUCACAUGUAUACACAGCCACCUAUCAUCCACCGAGACAUCAAAUCUUCAAACAUUCUCCUUACUGACAAUUUCAGAGCCAAGGUUGCUGAUUUCGGUUUCGCAAGAUUAGCUCCAGAUACCGAAUCAGGAGCCACCCAUAUCUCAACACAAGUCAAAGGAACCGCUGGUUACUUAGACCCAGAGUACUUAACCACGUAUCAACUCACAGAGAAAAGCGACGUCUACUCCUUUGGUGUGCUGCUCGUCGAGCUUCUCACAGGUCGGCGUCCCAUUGAGCUUAGCAGAGGACCAAAAGAACGCAUCACCAUUAGAUGGGCGAUCAAGAAGUUCACGAGUGGAGAUACGAUAUCGGUAUUGGACCCGAAGCUAGAACAAAAUCCAGCGAACAACUUAGCAUUAGAGAAGGUUUUGGAGAUGGCGUUUCAAUGUCUAGCUCCUCAUAGACGUUCGAGACCAAGCAUGAAAAAAUGCAGUGAGAUUUUGUGGGGAAUUCGUAAAGAUUACAGAGAGUUGCUCAACACAAGUCUUUGAGAUUCUAUACGCCUUAUAUAAUAUGGUUUUGAAAAAACUAUUAUCAUUUGUUUCAAUAUUAAUUUGUCAUACACGAUGAUUCUUGUACGAGAAUUGUUGAUUUGUAAUUGAUUUCUCUUUUGAAACAUAAUAAUAUUAACGUUUAUUU